AUGGCUGCAGCGCAACACAUUUACCAGAAUAUCCGGGUUUACUGGCUCGCUUUUGUAACGUACUGGGGAAUUGUACUUUUCGGUUACGAUACCGGUAUUGCUGGAGGCGUUGUCUCGCAAACUUUUUUUCAACACCGCUUCGGCUUGGUAAAUACCGAUGGAACCAUCAACAUUGCACGCUCAAAUGAGGUCUCUUCCAACGUUGUUUCUGUCCUUCAAGCUGGAGCAUUCUUUGGCGCUCUUCUUAGCGCACCACUUUCGGCCUGGGCUGGUCGUAAAUGGACUCUUGUUGGGUUUUCCGUAAUCUUCGCUGUUGGGGCUAUACUCGCCACCGUCGCAGAUCGCGGUCUUGGUUUGAUCUAUGGCGGACGUGUCGUCUCAGGAUUUGGCAUUGGCGGUAUUUCCGCCGUUGCCCCCGCCUAUGUGUCCGAAUGUUCUCCAAAAGAUGUUCGUGGGCGUAUUACUGGUCUGUUCCAAAUCAUGGUGGCUCUCGGCGUUAUGAUUUCAUACUUCCUCAAUUAUGGCAUCAGCCAAAGCCCUACGUUGAAGUCCAGUCCUCUGAUUUGGCGUCUUCCAUUUGGUUUCCAGCUUGUUCCAUGUGGCAUCAUGUUGUUCGGCUUGCUCACCGUCAAAGAAUCGCCCCGUUGGCUCGCUUCCGUUGGCCGCCACGACGAUGCGCUUCGCAAUCUCGCCUAUCUCCGCAUGGAUCGCGAGGAUUCAGAGUCUGUUCUUCAUGAGAUGGCCGAAAUCGACACGGCCAUUGCGGAAGAGCACGCUGCGCGUGAAGGCUUGGGGUUGAAGGAGGCUUUCUUUGGGAAAGGCAAUUUUAUUCGUUUCGUCAUCGCUUUUGUGAUCUUCCUCCUCCAACAAUGGGGCGGACAGAACUCGGUUGGUUAUUACGCCCCUCAAAUCUUCGCAUCCAUCGGGUACACCGGUGCAAAAAAUUCUCUUCUUGCAUCCGGUAUCUAUGGUGUCGUUAAGCUUGUCGCCACAACAUUUUUCGUCCUCGUCCUCACCGACAGCCUAGGUCGGAAAAUUUCUCUAUUUAUAUCCUCAAUGGGAAUGGGCAUUUUGUUUUUCAUCAUCGGCGCUAUCCUUAAAACAAACCCUCCUCCGAAAGCCAUUCCUGGUCAGAUCAUUAAUCCUCCUCCCGCCUCCAAGGGUAUGGCCGCGAUGUUGUACAUCUACGUCUGCUUCUAUUCUUUGGGAUGGGGCCCCCUUCCCUGGGUUUACGUCGCCGAUAUAUUCCCAACUCGGACGCGGCACUAUGGUCUCGCUCUCGCCAGUGCAUCCCAAUGGCUCUGGAACUUCGUCACCUCUAAAGUUACGCCACAAAUGGUCACGAAUCUCGGUUACAAAAUCUUCCUCAUGUUUGCUACGGUCAAUAUCGGAGCGAUGGCCACAUUCUCUCUCCUUAUACCAGAAACCAAGGGUCGUAGUUUGGAGGAUAUGGACGUCAUCUUUGGCUCUAUCACGGCAGAACAAAGGCAGGCUAACAUUACGAAACAAGAAGGUGCGUCUAUUCUAACAACGUCCAACGUUGAAAUUUUGUAA
This is a messenger RNA of Laccaria bicolor S238N-H82, 1554 nucleotides long. RefSeq lists its product as uncharacterized. Gene Ontology annotation, biological process: carbohydrate transport; transmembrane transport. The record is from RefSeq and is a predicted model, not a curated record. Gene Ontology annotation, molecular function: carbohydrate:proton symporter activity. The transcript has 11 exons. Bases 1 to 1554 code for a protein of 517 amino acids. Lineage: Eukaryota; Fungi; Basidiomycota; Agaricomycetes; Agaricales; Hydnangiaceae. Gene Ontology annotation, cellular component: membrane.